UAAAGAGCUGCAGGAUCUGCUAGUCUGCAACAGGUCAGUCAGUACCAGACAUCGAGUGAGAGCCUCCGAGCUGCUGGACAAGAAUGAAAAUCGAAAACAUUGACCUCACUAUGAAAACCUUUCAAGACUCUCAAUCCUACAUAAUCACAAAUCAAGAAUGUGGGUGACCAACCUUAUUGCUCUGUGCCUCUUGGCCGUGGCCUCCUGUGCAGAAGAGAAGAAGCUGAGCAGUCAUGCCACCUCUCUGGCUGACACCAGCGCUGACCUUGCAUUCAAUCUGUACCACACUUUAGCCAAAGAGAAAGAUCUGGAUAACAUCCUGAUCUCCCCUGUAGUGGUGGCUUCCUCGCUGGGUCUGGUCGCCCUCGGUGGAAAGUCCUUAACCGCUUCGCAGGUCAAAACCGUCCUGAAGGCCAACACCCUAAAAGACGAGCACCUGCACACAGGCCUCUCUGAGCUCUUAAGUAAGGUUAGUGACUCUGAAAAGCGCAACGUCACCUGGAAGAUCAACAACAGACUGUAUGGCCCCAGCUCCGUCUCUUUCUCUGAUGAUUUUGUCAAGAACAGCAAGAAGUACUACAAGUAUGAGCACUCCAAGAUCAACUUCCGUGACAAGAGAAGUGCUAUCAACUCCAUCAAUGAGUGGGCUGCCAAGUCCACUGAUGGCAAACUGCCAGAGAUUACCAAGGAUGUGAAGAACACAGAUGGUGCCAUGAUCAUCAACGCCAUGUUCUUUAAACCUCACUGGAAUGAGAAGUUCCACCACAAGAUGGUUGAUAACCGUGGCUUCCUUGUGAGCCGCUCCUACACCGUCUCUGUCCAAAUGAUGCAUCGUACAGGUCUUUAUGGAUUCUAUGAUGACACAGAGAACAGGCUUUUUGUUCUUGAAAUGCCUCUGGGCCAGAAAAAAUCCAGUGUGGUCUUCAUCAUGCCCUACCACUUGGAGCCCCUGGAAAGGCUGGAGAAGCUCCUGACCCGUGAGCAGCUGAACACCUGGUUGAGCAAGCUGGAGGAGAAAGCAGUGGCCAUUUCCCUGCCUAAAGUUGCUAUGGAAGUCAGCCACGACAUCCAGAAACAUCUGGCAGAACUUGGACUGACCGAGGCAGUAGACAAGUCCAAGGCUGAUCUGUCCAACAUCUCAGGCAAAAAAGACCUCUACCUGUCCAAUGUAUUUCAUGCAUCUGCUUUGGAAUGGGACACUGAGGGCAACCCAUUUGAUACCAACAUCUUUAACACAGAAAAGCUCAGGAACCCCAAGCUGUUCUAUGCUGACCAUCCGUUCAUCUUUUUGGUAAAGGACAACAAGACCAACUCAAUCCUCUACAUGGGCAGACUGGUGAAGCCCAAGGGUGACAAAAUGAGAGAUGAAUUGUAGUGUUAUGGUGCUGAUGGGUAAUAGAUUCUUGAAUUUUUUAUGUUUGAUUCAGGAAAAUGUGUAAGUUAACGGUGUGUCUGGUCCCUCACGAGCACAUCCCAGCAGACUGUGCGUGCAUGGUGAAUAGAAAAAUUGUUGUUUUUUCCCCAAAUACAUUUAAGCCAAAACUCAAAGAGAACAACCGUGUUCCUGAUAAACAAGAUACCAAACUCAACCAGGUUUAACAUCAACCUGACCAAAGUGUCCUUUUUAUGGUCUUUACCGCAUACCAUCAGAAUAAUAUUAUACUUAAAUUAAGUAUGCUAAUGUUGAUGUUGACUUUGGUAUUUUGUUACUGCUUGUUCCUCUAGAGUUUAUGUUACAUAUGUGUGGGUUUCCUACCUUUAAUGUUUAAAGAAAAUGAAUUUUUGCACAAAUGUUUUCAAUUUAUCAAACAUUCCACCACUCACUCUUCAGUUCCAAUUCACCUGGUUGCUGCACUGCUGUUAUUGUGAACCCAUGCCUUUUAAAGUUACAUUAGAUCAUUUGUGGUUUGGACAUUUUUCAGUUGUGUUUGCCAUGUAAUGCCUGUUGUACUGUGCUCCCUACUUUUUUAAAA
Molecule: messenger RNA, 1973 nt
Organism: Trichomycterus rosablanca
Lineage: Eukaryota; Metazoa; Chordata; Actinopteri; Siluriformes; Trichomycteridae
Gene: serpinh1b
Product: serpin peptidase inhibitor, clade H (heat shock protein 47), member 1b
Exons: 6
Coding region: 158-1375 (405 amino acids)
Biological process (GO): collagen fibril organization
Cellular component (GO): endoplasmic reticulum
Molecular function (GO): serine-type endopeptidase inhibitor activity
Source: RefSeq, a predicted model, not a curated record